This is a messenger RNA of Miscanthus lutarioriparius, 729 nucleotides long. The record is from the annotation of a GenBank genome assembly. NCBI's taxonomy places the organism in Eukaryota, Viridiplantae, Streptophyta, Magnoliopsida, Poales, Poaceae.
AUGCACCUGUACGUGUUUGCAGCAACACUGGUCGCAAGCUCUUGUCUGGCACUCCUGCUCUGGUUCAUCUACAAGGAUAGGAAGCGGCGAAUAAAGAUAGCAUGCUUCGACAAAAACGGGGGUAUUAUACUGAAGGAAGCAGCUGCCAUCAUAAUAUUCACAGAAGUUCAGCUGAAGAAAAUAACUAACAACUACAGUACCCACGCAUCGGAAAAGCGAGUUGCAGUUAAACGAUCUAAUGACGAAGACAACAAAGGAGGUCGAGGUCCAGUUCAGCAAGGGGAUGACUUUGUCAAUGAGAUCACCUUCCAGUUCCGAAUCAGCCACCCAAAUAUGGUUCGCCUUGUUGGGUGUUGCUUAGAGACAAAUAUUCCUGUCCUGGUCUACGAGCAUAUCAGUAAUGGGAGCCUCUACAACCUGCUUCAUGUCAAUAGGGAUAAGGUGCUCCCGCUGUGGACUCGACUCAACAUUGCCAUUGGCUCUGCAGAAGCUCUUGCUUAUAUGCACUCACACGGUGACCAGGACCGCAUCCACGAGUGCCUUGACAAGAUAGGUGCUCUGGCGAUUCAAAGUCUUAAGUAUGAUGUCGACGAGAGACCGACAAUGGCUGAGGUCGUGAAUGAAUUGAGCAAAGCAGCCAAACUACUGGAUAAAUGUGCAAGCAACUACCCUGAUGAAGAAAGCAAUAGUGCAAGCAUGCUUGGUCAGAUCACGUUCUCUACUUUCUAG